This is a messenger RNA of Hyaloscypha bicolor E, 1677 nucleotides long. RefSeq names its product putative P450 monooxygenase. Lineage: Eukaryota; Fungi; Ascomycota; Leotiomycetes; Helotiales; Hyaloscyphaceae. The transcript has 3 exons. The record is from RefSeq and is a predicted model, not a curated record. The coding region runs from base 1 to 1677 and encodes 558 amino acids. Gene Ontology annotation, molecular function: monooxygenase activity; oxidoreductase activity, acting on paired donors, with incorporation or reduction of molecular oxygen; iron ion binding.
AUGUUGGAUUCGAAGUCCCCCCAUACCGGUGCCAUUGCAUUCGUAACAGUAGCAGAGCUCGGACUCUGUGUUCUCAUCAAGGAUCAGGUACUGCAGACUCGGCUUUCCCUGCUUGGUGCUACAAUUCUGGUAUCAAAUGUGGCUCUUUGGGCUUUCUGGGUCGUGAUUGUUUACCCCUACUUCGGUUCACCCCUCCGACAUUUGCCUCGACCGAAGGGUGAAUGGCCAUUUAUCGGCCAGGGCAUUGCGCCCCAUCGUAAGCCCUUGGGAGACCUCUAUCUUAAGUGGAUGACCGAGGUGCCCAACGAUGGAUUGAUCACAUAUCGCAGUAUCUUCAACGGUGAUCGUCUGUUGAUCACCAGUCCCCAGGCUAUUGCGGAGGUCCUCGUUCACAAUUCCUACUGCUAUGAGAAGCCAGCUGAGGAGCGUGCCAUCAUUGGUCGCUUCUUAGGCGAUGGCCUCACUAUCGUCGAGGGUGACGUACAUCGUGCUCAGCGAAAGCUGAUGACGCCAGUUUAUACCAUCAAGAACAUCAAAGAACUCUAUCCCGUCUUCUGGAGCAAGGCACACCAGCUGGUCGACAAAGUGGCAACGCAGAUCAAAAAGGAGGAUUUCCCUCCUGAAGCUGCUUCAAAGGACCACGGACCAAGCACCGUUCAGGAAGUUACAUACUGGGCCAACAAGACCACUCUCGAUAUAAUCGGGGUUGCAGGGCUGGGUAAAGACUUUGGGAACCUCGAAGAUAUGAAAAAUGACCUAUUCGAAGUGUAUCAAGAGGUCUUCCAUUACACAACUGCAAAGGACGUUUUCAUGGCUGUCAACCGCACAUUGCCCACAAAGUUUGUGCAAUCGUUGCCCUGGGGCAUCAACGAACGUAUUGACGCCACGACUGUUUUGCUUCGACAGGUUUGUCAGACAUUGAUUGAUGAGAAGCUCUGUGACUUCGAGGAGAACGAGGGUAAAGAGGGCAAGAGCAACGACAUUAUGUCUCUUCUGAUCAGAGCGAGUGGCUGGGGUUCCCGACAGCUCGUUGAACAGCUUCUCACCUUCGUCGCAGCAGGCCACGAAACUUCGGCUUCGUCCUUCAUAUGGUCAUGCUACCUACUCUCAGAGAAUCCGCACGCUCAACUAAAACUAUACAAUGAGCUGACCACCGCCUUAGCCACCGUUGGCACAUCCCCGAGCGCCGCAGACCUAGCUUCUCUUCUUGAAUCCCUUCCCUACCUCAACGCCGUGUGCAAUGAAACACUCCGCUUCUUCCCACCCGUGCCCAUUAUCCGUCGCACAUGCAACACGGCAACCACAAUCCUCGGUGUGCAUAUCUCUUCCGGGACCCGUAUAAUCCUCAGCCCGUGGGCUACCAACCGCAACCCGGCACUGUGGGGAGCGGACGCAGGUGUGUUCCGGCCAGAGCGUUGGAUCAACACGGACACGGGCAAGGCAAACAACCAUGGCGGAAUGCAGAGCAACUACGCCAACCUUACAUUCUCGCACGGACCGCGCAGCUGCAUCGGACAAAAUUUUGCCAAGGCGGAGAUGCGCAGUCUGGUUGCCGUGUGGUGUUCGCGGUUUGGGUUCGAGAGGGCGAGUCCCGAAACUAUUGUCCCGGUCGGCAUCGUGAGCGUGAGGCCAAGGGCCGGGCUGAAUCUUCGAAUCUGGGAAAGAGCCACGGAAUAA